Coccinella septempunctata (seven-spotted ladybird) is the source of this 6133-nucleotide messenger RNA. It is a transcript of the gene Plc21C, whose product is annotated as 1-phosphatidylinositol 4,5-bisphosphate phosphodiesterase classes I and II. The record is from RefSeq and is a predicted model, not a curated record. Gene Ontology annotation, biological process: lipid metabolic process; phosphatidylinositol-mediated signaling. Bases 332 to 3991 code for a protein of 1219 amino acids. The transcript has 14 exons. NCBI's taxonomy places the organism in Eukaryota, Metazoa, Arthropoda, Insecta, Coleoptera, Coccinellidae. Gene Ontology annotation, molecular function: calcium ion binding; phosphatidylinositol-4,5-bisphosphate phospholipase C activity.
UGCGCUUAUCAGAGCUAGCCCAGAAAACCUGCUCUUUCAGCUCAACAAAUAACAGCAGAUUACCGAAUGUCUUUAGCAGAGCAACAGAGAAAACCCUGAAACGAAUUAAGCUUGAAAAAUCUCGAUUCAGUAUACGCGAAAGAAAAACGAAAGUACCCGUUAACCAAAUGAUAUGGCAUCCAUCAAGUAUUCAUAUACUGUUAAGAGAAACGAAAUGAAAUAUUUGUGUGAAAAAUCUGUGUGAGAAGUUAUUUUUGAUCUAUAACAACACGAUGUUCAUUCCAAAGAUUUGAAAAAAUCAUAACGAAGGGUUGAUCCUGGAUAUACGAGAAUGUCUACGGUCGGAAAAAGUGCCCAGUGCGUUAAUUCGGUAUCUUUGAAACCAAUAGAGGUUCCACAGCCCCUUCAGAGCGGUGAAAAAUUUAUAAAAUGGGAUGAAGAUUCCUGCAUCGGAGUGCCAGUCACCUUGAAAGUGGACAGGCAUGGGUUUUAUCUUCACUGGGUCGAUCAAAAUCAUGAAAUGGACGUAAUCGACAUCUCAACAAUACGAGAUGUUCGUACUGGAAAGCAAUCCAAAAUUCCCAAAGACCCCAAGCUCCGCCAAAUUGUAGCGAUGGGUAUCCAGGAUACGCUCGAGGAAAAAACUGUGACUGUCUGCUGUGCAAACGAUUUUGUAAAUAUAAAUUUCAUAAACUUCUGUUGCACAAAAAAAGAAAUAGCCAGGCUGUGGACCGAUUCUCUGAUGAGCCUAGCGUACAACCUGAACCAGAUAAAUGGUACAACUAACAUCUAUCUACAAAAGGCUUACACGAAACUAACCCUUAUUACUGACAAAGCUGGAAAGAUACCGAUCAAAAAUAUUGUGAAGAUGUUCGGUCAGCAUAAAGAUGACAAAAAAAGAAUAGAAUCUUGUUUAUCUAGCCUUGGUCUACCUACUGGUAAGAAUGAAACUGUCGAUCCUCAGUUUUUUACCUUCAAAAAGUUCUACGAUUUCUAUGAAAAACUGACGUUGAGGAUCACAGAUGUAGGAAAAGUGUUCGAUAAAAUGACCGACUCGAGGCGAGAGUUGUCAUCAUCCCAAUUCGUCGAUUUCCUGAAUAAAACACAAAGAGAUCCAAGACUGAAUGAAAUCCUUCACCCUUACGCUAACAGUGAUCGGGCGAACGAAAUAAUCGCACAGUAUGAGGAAGACAAGCAGAGUAUCGAAAAAAACUGCCUCUCUUUCCAAGGGUUCUUGAAGUAUCUACUUUCCGAGGACAACAACAUCAUGUCGAGCACGAAAUUCGAUCUGAACGACGAUAUGGACCAAACGUUGGCGCACUAUUUCAUCAAUUCAUCCCAUAACACUUAUUUGACUGGACAUCAGAUUACUGGGAGGUCUAGUACGGAGAUGUACAGACAGAGCUUGUUAGCAGGUUGUCGGUGUGUAGAAUUGGAUUUUUGGAACGGAAGAACAGACGAACCAGUCAUCGUCCAUGGCUACACUUUCGUGCCGGAAAUUUCGGCAAAAGAAGUAUUGGAGGCGAUAGCGGAAAGCGCCUUCAAAACCUCGGAUUAUCCUGUGAUACUUUCCUUCGAAAAUCAUUGUAAUCCCAAACAACAGGCAAAGAUAGCUAAUUAUUGUAGAGAAAUAUUUGGAGAUAUGCUGUUAGAUGCACCGCUAGAUGCUUUCAAAGUAGAGCCAGGAGUAGCUUUACCACCUCCUUCUGCCUUGAAAAGAAAAAUAAUAAUAAAAAAUAAGAAGAAACAUCACCAUCAUCAUCACAAAAAGAAUGCUCCUGAAGUGCAGUCUCCCCCUCAGGAAGCGCCUACCCCUAAUGCAGAGACCGAGGCUACAGGAAAUGGUUCAAUAACCAGACAUCCUCCACUGCAAACGAGACAGAGCUCUAAAGAAUCUACAGGCACAGAAGAUGAAGGCAGCACCAGUGAAGAAGAGAACGAAUCGGUGCAUGAACCAAUCGAGCCUACAGAAAUUAAGGAAGAGGGAGGCAAAAAACAGAGUGAAACUGAAGCGGGUGCUGAAAUAUCGGCUCUAGUCAAUUAUGUACAGCCGGUGCAUUUUUCCAGUUUCGAAAAUGCUAAAAAAAAAAAUCGGUGCUAUGAAAUGUCCUCAUUCGACGAACGCCAAGCGACCUCCCUACUGAAGGAGUACCCCGUGCAGUUUGUCAACUACAACAAGCAUCAACUGAGCAGGGUCUAUCCCGUGGGAACCCGUUUCGACUCUUCGAAUUUCAUGCCUCAGGUGUUCUGGAACGCUGGUUGCCAGCUGGUGGCUCUGAAUUACCAGACGCUCGACCUGGCGAUGCAGCUGAACGUGGGUAUCUUCGAGUACAAUUUCCGUUGCGGAUACCUCCUGAAGCCCGAGUUCAUGAGACGGACGGACAGGAGGUUUUAUCCGUUCGCCGAGUCCACGGUCGACGGGAUAAUAGCGGGUACUGUUAAAAUAACUGUGAUAUCUGGACAAUUUUUAUCCGAUAAGAGGGUUGGUACUUACGUGGAAGCUGAAAUGUACGGUCUUCCGGCGGAUACAGUGAGAAAACGGUUCAGGACGAAAGUGGUGCCUAAUAAUGGAAUUAAUCCGAUUUACGAUGAGGAGCCUUUUGUUUUCAAAAAGGUGGUGCUACCAGAAUUAGCUUCUAUUAGAAUAGUGGUUUAUGAAGAAUCGGGAAAAUUCAUCGGUCAUCGCAUCCUACCUGUGGUUGGUCUGUGUCCCGGCUAUAGGCACGUCAACUUGAGAAACGAAAUCGGCCAACCCCUCCCUCUAGCAACCCUGUUCCUCCAUGUGGUCGUGAAAGAUUACGUACCUGACGGUCUGUCGGAUUUUGCGGAAGCUCUGGCGAAUCCCAUCAAGUAUCAGAGCGAAUUGGAGAAGAGGGCGCAGCAGUUGGCUGUCCUCACGGAAGAUAUGGAGCCCAUUGAGGGGGAGGGAAAGGACACCCAGAGGAAAUGUCCCAGCGGUAAAGUUACGAAGGAACAAGCAACGAACGGAAGUCCAGUGCAACGAUAUUCAAUACCGACUGGGUCCCAAUCAAUGGAAGUUCCAAACGAUGUCGAAUUCACGAAUGUGCCAGCAAGCUGUAGUGCAGACCUUGCAACGGAAUCUACCACGAAUACGAAUUCACUGCCCAAAUUGUCGGAAAUCAAGCCGGUACCCGAACCGGCCGAGCAAAUAGUGGCGGAACCGCUCGAAAAAUUGCUAGAGAACAAACUGGUCAAGGAGAAAAAAUUAGAAUUGGAGAAAAAACUGGACGCUCUUAGGAAAAAACACGCCAAGAAAAAAUCCACUUUUCAAACCCAAAAAUCUAGCGAGUGCGGAGAGAAAAAGCCGAAACUCAUUAAUAUGAAGCUGGUCAAAAGGUUGUCGAGUAAAAAUAUGAUUUCGUUUUGUUCCAGUAUAAGUGGUGUGUUUUCAACCGAAUCGCCCAGUAUAGAACCUCUGACUGAUGUUGCGGAUGCUCCUGAAACUGUCGAUGAAGAAAAACCUACAUCUCUUCCUAGGAGCCAAUCGGAACGUCUAUUAGCGAUCAAUAAGGAUUACAUGCUGCAAGAAAGAGAACUCCGAGAGAAAUACCAUGAAAUCAUCUUUAAUACCCUUGAAAAAGUUAUGAAAGUAUCGCAGAGCAACCAAGUUAAACUAUUGAAGGAACAAUACCAAAGAGACACAACUGAGCUGAUGAGAAAACUACAAGCUGAUCAUCGAGAAGAGGUGAAGGCUCUCGCCCGAAAACAUCUCAAUAAAGAGCAAUUCACAAGGAUCAAAAAAGAAGUAGUAUCUGCUGUUGUGGAUAGGGGAGUGUCUGAAAGAGAAAAGCUGACGCAGCAAUUUAACGAAAAACAAGAUGAACUGACAAGACAGCACGAGUGUGUUAAGGAGGCUUUGAAUGAACAUAGAACCAAGGCAAAAGCUGCGUUAACUAGAGAAUUCGAAGUUAGAUUGGCCAGACUAGACGGUGAGGCCAGUGGAGGUAGCCAAAUCGAAUGUACAAAUUAAUUUAAAUAUUGAAUGUAUAUAUUUAACAUAAAAAUGCUGAGGAAGUAUUCAUAUUCUACAUGACAACGGAUUCUUGUGAUGUGCGUAUGAUGAAAAUAUGAGAUAUUUAUGUACAGUUGCAUACACCGUUUCAAAACGGAGAUUUCAGUAUUGAUAUAUAUCGGUCAUUUAAAAGUAGUUUAAAGCAAUAUAAAAAUAGAUAUCGAUGUUACUUAUCAAAUAAUAACUUAAGAUCAGUCUCUAUUAGUCUGAUGAUGAAAUGAAGCAGCACUUCUCACCAUAGUAUAUUAUAUUUUGUAAAUUUUGAUCUCUACUACUCUUGACCAGUCUUGUUAAUAGAAGAAUUUAAAUUAAGUCGAGGAAUCUGAAUACUUUCAUAAAUUAUAAGUAACAACUCAUUUUUGCAUUUCGUAGCCACGUGUAUCUUGAACGCAUCAAAAUAAUCAAUUCGGAAACAGCGUCUCACAUUUCCAAACAACUCGGUUUUUACUACAGGGUGUUUCACGCAAAGUGUUCAUUUUUAGACGUAUCUUAGCAGCCCUAGAUACGCCAAACUUUGUUAUUUCAAAUGGGGAACCCUAUAUUUUGUUACAUACAGUGCGAGUCUGUAAAUCUUGGUAUUAUUCACUAAAUCAAAGACAGGUUUUUUGGUUAUAAAUAUCCUCGCAUUGGUCGAUUGGCAUUUUGAAUUACGCUUUUUUUGAUGUGAGAAAGCGUUAUACAGCGUGUUCCAAAUUUGAGAUAUGACGUCAUAUCGAUAAUUUUUUUUCAAUAUUUUUGAAGGGUAUAUGAAGUUGCACAUGCGUAACGAAUAUCAAAUUCUUAUUUCUUGGAAUAUCAAAUGAUAUUCCAUAAUUGGUAUUUGGGUCUAUAAAAUUUUCUCAGAUCAAAAAGAGCGCAAUUCAAAAUACUAAAAUCUUCCUAUCAAGCCUUAUAUCUACAACAAAAAAUCUGAAUUUAUUCCAAGUUACCUCCACUAAACUGUAUUUGAAUUCCUCAUAAAAUUUUAACUUUCCAGUACUGAAACCUCUAGGUUCUUCUUCAGAUAAGCCUAAUGGACUAUUCGAGUAAAACACCCUGUAGAUCCCUGUUAUUUACAUUCCAUAUUCAUAAAUCUUCAAAAUUACAGUUAUAACGAAAAAAAUACAUGCCCAUCGUUAUUAUUAUCAAUAAAUUUUUUGCUACAUGGCACAUGGGACAUAAACUACUUUUUUCUACUACUUUAAAAUUGCCGUAUCAUUAUUAACUUGAAAGAAAUAAAGAGGACCUAGGAACUAGAGUAAUUUAGUUCUCAAGUAAUAGUUGCUGAGGUAAAAUAGUGAUGAUACAACGUAAAAUAAAACAUAUAUACUUUGAAUAUCUCAGGUUCAUUCGCUAAUACUCUAAUUCCAAAUUGUUAAACUAUCUGAAUUUUCACAACUCUUCUACCUCACUUGGAGAAUGACGAAUCAAAUUAGUUCAAGGAUUUUAAUCAUUAUGUACAUGUGGCUCUGUAAUAGGUUAAGGGUGUGCUAAGUUUACCACUAGUCAUCUCGGAUGUACUAUAUAUGACUCGAAUGAAAAAGCAUCAAAAAAUUUUUACAAUGAUUUCUAUGUAUAUAAUGAUGAUACAUAAUCAGAGAUCUAGAAUGUAUAGUUAUAGUUUGAAUUUUAUUUUUUUUACCUAGUGAGAUUAAUUCUUUGAAUAAUUUUUAUUUUGUUGAUACGGUUGAAUAAUUAUUUUUAUUAUGUGUUUUCACACGGGCAAUUUUCACUUAAUGUGUUUUAUAUUUUGAUAUAGACUUCUCCGCAAUAUUUUUUUAUUGUGGGAACCGCAUAAUGAAUCACAACAUGUAUAGGUAAGCUACUUUCGAUAUUUCAGCAUUGCUGUUGGGGUCUUUUGCACAGAUGAGCGCUAUGCGAGAUAACGAGCUCCUCAAAUUCGCUCUUAUUUGUACCCCAUCCUGUAUAUAAUACUUUUCUUAACGUGAUUCGCGGGUGACCCUUUAUUAUUGUAACUUGAUGAGAUCUGAGAAUCCUUAGAGAUUGGAUUAUAAGAAAAUUUUUUUAUUUAGCUUCCGUACUGAAACAUCAAAAUUUGUUCACCCUGAACGCUUAACACAAAAAAUUGUUGUUUUGGUGAGAUAUACAGGGUGUGUCUUU